Mesocricetus auratus (golden hamster) is the source of this 523-nucleotide messenger RNA. RefSeq lists its product as uncharacterized. NCBI's taxonomy places the organism in Eukaryota, Metazoa, Chordata, Mammalia, Rodentia, Cricetidae. The transcript has a single exon. The record is from RefSeq and is a predicted model, not a curated record. Bases 107 to 523 code for a protein of 138 amino acids.
CUUAGGGUUUUCAGGAAACAUGGAAGAGACUAAGAGAGUUGGAGCUGGAGCUGAAGGACUAUUGUGACCUCUGGGCGCUCUUUGAGAGGAAAGGGGAGGUAACAGGAUGCCACUGGAAUCGUCUUCCUCAUCAAUGCCACCAUCCUUCCCUUCUGUGUUGCCUUCAGUGCCAGACGAUACUGCCAGUUCCUCCCCUCCUCCGAUGUCUUAUAUCACUUCCCAGGAGAUGAAGUGUAUUCUUCACUGGUCAGGUCCCCAGCGGGAACGUUUUCUACAAGACCUGGUAGCUAAGGCAGUGCCUGGAAGGCUACAGCCACUGCUGGAUGGUCUGGAGCAGCUCAGCGUAUCUGGGGCAAACCGGCCACCUUGUAUCUUCGAGUGUCAACUACGUCUUUGGGAUCAGUGGUUUCGAGGUUGGGCUGAGCAGGAGCGCAAUGAAUUUGUCAGACAGCUGGAGGUCAGUGAGGCAGAUUUUGUGGCAAAGUUUUACAAAGCAGUGGCUGCCACUGCUGGUAAAGACUGA